Messenger RNA from Miscanthus lutarioriparius, 636 nucleotides. NCBI's taxonomy places the organism in Eukaryota, Viridiplantae, Streptophyta, Magnoliopsida, Poales, Poaceae. The record is from the annotation of a GenBank genome assembly.
AUGGCCUGCGUGCACGCGCAGCCCACGUGGUGGGCGCUGGCGCUCGCAGCGCUGGGGCUAUUCGUGUCGGCGCGCGCCGCGGCGCGCCUCGCGCUGUGGCUAUACGCGGCGUUCCUCCGCCCGGCGAAGCCACUGCGCCGCCGCUACGGCGCCUGGGCCGUCGUCACGGGCGCCACGGACGGCAUCGGCCGCGCGCUCGCCUUCCGCCUCGCCGCGGCCGACCUCGGGCUCGUCCUCGUCGGCCGGAACCCCGACAAGCUCGACGCCGUCUCGGCCGACCUCAGAGCCAGGCACCCGGGGACGCAGGUCCGCACCUUCGUCCUCGACUUCGCCGCCGACGAUCUCGCCGCGAAGGUGGACGCGCUCGGGGAGCUCCUCCGGGGCCUGGACGUGGGCGUGCUCGUGAACAACGUCGGCGCGUCGUACCCGUACGCGCGCUACUUCCACGAGGUGGACGAGGCGCUGGCGCGGAGCCUGAUACGGCUCAACGUUGAGGCCGUCACGCGGGUGACGCACGCCGUGCUCCCCGGCAUGCUGGAACGCGGGCGUGGAGCCAUCGUGAACAUGGGCUCCGGCGCCUCUGCCAUCAUGCCGUCCGACCCGCUCUACACCGUCUACGUCGCCACCAAGGCGUAA